This is a messenger RNA of Leptidea sinapis, 2522 nucleotides long. It is a transcript of the gene Taf11, whose product is annotated as transcription initiation factor TFIID subunit 11. Bases 363 to 1235 code for a protein of 290 amino acids. Lineage: Eukaryota; Metazoa; Arthropoda; Insecta; Lepidoptera; Pieridae. Gene Ontology annotation, biological process: RNA polymerase II preinitiation complex assembly; transcription initiation at RNA polymerase II promoter. Gene Ontology annotation, molecular function: protein heterodimerization activity; transcription coactivator activity. Gene Ontology annotation, cellular component: transcription factor TFIID complex; nucleus. The record is from RefSeq and is a predicted model, not a curated record. The transcript has 5 exons.
UAAAAAUGAAGGCUUGGCUGUAUGGGCUUUUGACCCCUUUGCCUGUCCAGAUGGACGAACAGAACCAAAAAAAAAAUCUCUUUGCUACGAGCUGAGAAGUGAGAACUGUUAAUUGAGAAUAUUAUUUGUAUAUUGUUUUGCUUUUGGUCAAAUUCAUUAUCCAUAUAUACACAUCAAACUUCAAAAGAGUAUUAGAUUAUUAUCUAAUAUUUAGGGAAUACUGAUACAAGUCCACAUUCAACAAAUUCCAGUUUCCACUAGAUAUACGAUAUUGAAAUUUUAAUUAUUGUCAACAAAUAUUGACCGUCGAAAUCACCACUCUUUUUGAUUUUAUAUUUAAAUAUUGAUAUUUAUCAUAAUAAAUGGCUGAUAUACCAAGCAGCGAUGGUUUAACCGAUUUGGAUAGGUUGAGAGAUGAGGAGCUGUCUCGAGACUUAGAUCAUAGUGAUUCAAAUGAAGAUGACUCCCAAGACAUAUCCUUAGAGAUAGAGGAAAAACUAUUAAAAGAUGAACCAGAAUAUACAACUUUAACAAACUACGGUGAGAAUCAAAAUGUUAACAAUGAACCAACUGCAACAUAUUCAGCUGAUAUAUUCAAAAAUCAAAAAGAUAUAGAACUAGGUCCUGUAUAUACAGACUCUGCGGAUCUAACAUUACAGUCAAGUGCAUUCUGUAAUGAUAAUGACUAUAUGAAUUACACAUUUGACUCUACCACAGAAAAUGAAAGUCAAAUUGAAAAUAUUCUAGAACCACAAGCUAAUAAUUGUAUGAUAACAGACAAUGAGAGUGUUGUUGAUUCAAACACACAAAAUGAAUACACACCCGAUUAUCAAACAGCUGAAGAAAUUAUGAGUGAAAGAGAGAGGGAGAAGAAAAGCAAAAAAGAACUAGAAGAGGAAGAAAGGGAGAAGAUGCAAGUAUUGGUAUCUAACUUUACAGAAGAACAGUUGAAUAGAUAUGAAAUGUAUAGAAGAGCAGCAUUUCCAAAAGCAGCUGUUAAGAGGUUAAUGCAAACAAUAACAGGUUGUUCAGUCGGCCAGAAUGUUGUUAUAGCAAUGUCUGGUAUUGCUAAGGUGUUUGUCGGAGAAGUUGUUGAAGAAGCUUUAGAAGUAUUAGAGGCAUCUGGAGAGCCUGGACCGUUGCAACCAAAACAUCUAAGAGAAGCCCUUCGUAGGUUGAGAGUCAGAGGUUCACUGCCACCAAGAAAAGCGUACAAAUACACAUUAAGACUUUAAGAAAAAAAUUUAAUACUUUUAAUUUACUGAUAAGUGUUUAAAUGUUUUUUGUAGAAAGUGUAAAUAAGAUCGGCUUCACACAUUUAUAUUCAAAUUUUUUGUUUCGUAAAUUCAUACAUAAUUUGAAGGCACGCAUUACAAAAUUUUCAACGGAACACCAUGUUUAUAUUAGGUACUUCCAUUUGGUGAAAAUUUUUACGCUCGAUUUAAAUUGGAAUAUCACGGUAUUUUUAUCUCUGUAUGUUUUACGUCGCGUAUAACAUUCAAUUCUUUUCGAUUCCAGACGAAAAUUCCGAACGUAAGUUAGUACGGAAUUUCUUAUACGUUUUUUUGUAUUUUUUUCUAACUAGAUUAUCUCACCAGAGCAGUACCUAAAUAGUGAAGGGCGUUAUCAAUGAACACUAAAAUAAUGAAUCUGAUUGCACUUUGACACUUGCAUAAGACAUAUGUGCAUACAAUGAUAUUAUAGUAUUAAAAGAGGUAGAUAUGUCACUAGCGCGCCGAAAAUCAAUCGCCUAAAUGGAGUCAAUUGGUUCCUUUGGUCGUAGUCGCUCUCUCGAUACGAAAACAGUACACACGCGUUUGUUGUUGACAGAAUUGCUUACAAUUUGAUAUAGGUACAACAUUAAAAUGCCGUCUUGUGUUAUGGGAAGAUUCACUAAUUACGAAAGUAAUAAAAAAAAAUAUAGAAUUAUAUACCACAGUUAAGAAAUCAUGAAUUAUAACAUUUUAUUUGAUUUCAUUAUUUAUCUAACAAAAUAAAUAUGUCGCCAUGACAACGCCGAUCGCCGCCAAGCCGGUCAAAGAUUAACGUAGGUACAGAAAUGACGAAAAUUUUGAUGCUGUCUGUUGCGGGAUGAUCGAAGUAGAAUAUUUUAGUAAAAGACGAAAAAAGUAAAAUAAACUAUUAGAACCAAUUCAACGAGCUUUAAAAACUGCCUAGCAAGAAAAUAUUAUUUUAUAACUGCUGAACACUUAGCAAUUAAUUGUUUUUUUUUUUUAUAUUUGUUCCUUAUUUUGCCACCUAGGAACGUAUCCCCUAUAAACCCAUAUAAAUUACCUACCAUUCUACAUUUUCGGUAUUUGUGGUAUGUCUAAGGAACGGUGAAUAAAAUUGACUGUGUAGCAUAAGCAAAAAUGUUUAAAAUAGAAAAUUGAAAAGAUUUAAUCUUACCACACUCACCGGAUACUCGACCGUGACGUGUGAAAGGGAACUGCCAGUGUAUUAAUAAAAAAUGAUAAUAUUUAUAAUUUUGUAUGAACAUUUUAUAAAGUACAUAAUAUGUA